UGGCAAACACAGAUACAUGGAUAUUAUCGGUCGCUCUUGAAUGUAGCCUUCUGCUAAGCUUGGUAGCGUUAUACAGAUAGCAGAAGCUUGUAACAUGCGAAGAUAAAACAAUAACAAUAAUUCUACAGACGUCUGUUUAUGCUAAAAUCUGCCCUUGUUUUUUUCAUGUCCAUUUCCAUUAACUCCGCCUUUGUUAGCUAGUCAUGUGAUAAAUGGGAGAUAAGUUUAACUUUUGUGUUAGACACUAGUGUUACAGUUCCGUCGUCCAUUCUGUGGCCCUGGUGUGCGAAGGAAAUAUCAACCCAAGUGAACAUGAUUCUUUUUGUUGCGGUGGCGCUGAUUGCUCUGACAGCAGGAAAGACGGCAUGUGCAUCAGGAGACGAGCUCCUCCUCCAGCUGAAUAAGGAGCUCCUGCAAUCCACUGAAGCAUCAGGUUCUCUGCCCAACCCCAGUGUGCAUAUCGCCCUGCGCCUGUCCACCCACCACAACCUGCUCAAGGAGAGCCAGAACCUCAAUCAGCUCAAGACCAAACUGCAUGAUGACAUUCAGAGCUCUAUCAAUGACAUGAAACCGGUUGUGGGCCGUCUGGCCUUGUAUGUGCUGGCACUGAAGGCUUCCUGCCAAGACCUGAGCAGCUUCACGCUGUCUGUGAACGAGAUGAGCGAACCCCUGCUCACACACCUCAAGAAGGAGCUGGAGACAGAGAAAAGGAACAUUGCAUCUAAGCAACGACCCAAAACCAACUACUACCAGUACUCUCUGGGUAUUCUGGCUCUGUGUGUGAGUGGCGUCAGGGUCAGUUCCCACAUCAGCCAUAAGCUCAUCCACGCUGUCCAGCAUGGGCAAAUCAAGCAUGAUGUCUCCUUAUGUAUAGACUCACAUGCGAUGGCAGGGAUGGCCCUGCAAUGCCUGAAAGAUGCUAGAACCACAGUGAACAAUGAGGCAGAGCUGAACAAGGCUCUGGCCACCAUCAAAAAGAAGCUUCUGGAGUCUGAGCGAGCCGACGGCCACAUGGGUAACGAGUUCAGCACCGGACUGGCUGUUCAGGCCUUGUUGGCAAUGGGCAGUUACGUGAAAGAGCACGCCAACUCUGUGGAAGCUAUGAGGGCGGAUGCUAGGAAGGGCACCUACCACAACCCUAUGGCCAUCUCCCAGAUCCUGCCAGCACUCCAACAGCGCUCCUACCUUGAUCUGAAGAGCAAGGAUUGCCACGACGAAGACGACUCUCUCAUUUGGAAUGUCCUUCCUGUCCAACCAGAAGUUCAAUCCAACGUCCUUGUGCAUGUGCAUGUGGAGGUGGUGAAAGCCACUGGCUUGAUCUCAGACUUCCUGGUAGACGUUCCCAGCGGCUCCUCAUUACUCAAGGCCCUCACACUGCUUCAGGAUCAGCAGAUAGGCUUCACGUUUGAAAAGGAGGAGAGUCUGUGGGGGCCCUUCCUCAGCCGAGUUAACGGGGAGUGGGCACGUCAGUCUGACCGCAGAUACUGGAAGAUUUCUUCAGAUGGCAAUGCUUUGAAAGAGGGCAUGGGGGAUUACAAGAUUGAUGCAGACCAGAAGAUCACAAUCAAGAACAUUGACUACUGAGAGCUCCAAGCGGUGCCUGAUGACGAUGGAUUUUGAAAAGACAGGUUUAGUUUAUUUUAACAAUAACAAUGUCAAGAACCUCAGUGGUGUUUCCUGGGAGGUUCACAAGAAGCUAAUUAGUAAUACGAAUCAGAAUGUCCUUUGUGCUUUAGUGUUUUAUCAGAUUAGUUUUGGUAGGAAGUGGGCCCUUCUGCACUGUUUUCAUGAGAAAGGUGUGCAAGAAAGAAUUGGUCAGAAAUGGUAAGCCAAAUGCCAUAUCAAGUCAAACGUAAUGCACACAGGCCCACCAAAAGCAAAAAGUAAACAAUGCAAAUUAUGAUCUCAUUAUUGUUUUAAUUGAAGUUGAUUGGGGACCUUAUUUAGUUCUUACACGGCCAUUCUGAGUGAACAUUGAUGUUUUGGGUAGCAGAUGAAGCAGAAUGCCGAACCUGUGCAUUCUCCGUUUUAAAAGAAGUGAGCAGGUUAAAAGUAACUCUUAUUAAACAACACAAACCAUCAAGACACGCUGUCACAGAUACAUAUGACACAUUGAAGUUAACUAACAUUCAGGUCACAGUUACACAUGCAGCUUUUUGUAGACUGGCUUAGAUACAACCUAACUGGUAGUAACACUCAUGGAGAGCCCCCUCGUUUCCAGGCAUGCAGCAGCCCACCGUGUAAAGCUGUCCACAUUAAGUGAAUUUGUUCGUUUUUACUCAACUCUGUAAUCUUGUCCUAAUUUACCAGCAAGAGAACCCCAGUUGGCAGUGCAUGAAAAGUACCUACUAGAAAGGUAGAUCAUUCCUGAAGUCAUUAAUGCACUUACCUAGCCGACCACUGUUACAUAGAUAAAAUUAGCAUAUCAUACUAGUUUAGCUAUGCUAUCUAUUUAACAAAUAUACAAUUUACAGGAGGCAAAGAUUAUUUCAGCCAGACUCACAAGUGUGGUAUUCACGUAUAUAAAAAAAGAGACCCUAAUCUGAAGAAAGGGUCAAAUAUUAAAUCUCUGAACCUUCCUUUUGUACUAAAACUAUUGCUGUCUUAUAUUAUCUGUUAAAUAACAAUGAGUGAAAUUAUACAAUUGCCGCUGUCAAUGCCGCUGAAGAGUUAUUACAAUUGUCACUGAUCAGAAUCAAUAAAUCGCCUGCUUGUACUCCUUAUGAA
Electrophorus electricus (electric eel) is the source of this 2727-nucleotide messenger RNA. RefSeq names its product transcobalamin II (gene tcn2). Gene Ontology annotation, molecular function: cobalamin binding. Gene Ontology annotation, biological process: cobalamin transport. NCBI's taxonomy places the organism in Eukaryota, Metazoa, Chordata, Actinopteri, Gymnotiformes, Gymnotidae. The record is from RefSeq and is a predicted model, not a curated record.